CUGCCUCGUUCAAGAGCUGGUGCAACAUCUCAAGACUUUAAUUCAUUCAAACUUUUAUCUUUGAUGUAAUCUUUUACCCUGGGACUUCACAGCCUUUUCUUUACGAAGCUUCCGAAUAUAAUUUGUUUCCCAAAUUUUGUUUCUAUUUAAAAAGAAAAAAAAGAAAAAAAAACUCCAAACACUCGCACCUGUGCGUAAUUCUCAUCUUGAGAGCAGUUUGGGACGCUUCUCUGCUUUAUGGGAUGUACCUCGUCGGAUCGAAUACUUUGAACUUCAUGCAAAUAUGCUCUUAUCAUAGGGAUCUUCACUAAACAAUACCAUUGACUGGUUUUUCUUCACUGGAAGGAGGCACGUCCGCAGUUUGAACUGAUUUACGAGUAACUUGUUUCUUGGAGUGAGUGAUACUGCAGGACACCGACACCUUCUCGAAACCACCUGAAAAUGACUCCGAAAGAAAGAGCGGCUUUCAUAGUCCUGCUUUUUCACUGCUUGAUGCCAGCGAAAGGGAUGGUGUUAGAGCCACAGCUGCAUCCUCCGAAAGACAUACACCUGCAGCAUGCUGGAGGCUCCCUUAUACUCAUUUGCAGAGGGUCGACCCAAGUGCAUUGGCGGCUUGCCAAUAGGAAUCUAAGAUCUGAAGGGGUCCACAUUGAACCAUGCGAGCUAACUACAAACUGCAGCAAGUUAGUGAUGCACAACCUGAAGUACACUGACACAGGAUACUACACUUGUAGUCACACCAAUUCCAGAGAACUUCAGAGUUCCACAUACGUCUUUGUCAGUGAUCAUCAUCAUCCAUUCCUGGAGACUUCGAGGGAAAAAAUCAUUUAUAUAUACAAGCAUGAAAAACUUCUGGACAUCCCUUGCAGGACAACAUCUCCUGGUCUAAAUGUUACUUUGAAAACAAUGUCCUCUAUGAAGGACUCUGUCAAAGCUCGUAUAUCGUGGGAUCCAAAAGUGGGUUUUAAGAUUCCACUGGGUCCUUUUAAGAACAACACCAAGUUCACAUGUGCUACCAGUGUGAAUGGCAAACAAGUGGAAACAAGCUUCAUCUUACUAUAUCUUAUGAGCAAUGUUCCGGAAAAUGUGCAAAUCACCCCUGAGCAUCCAAGAGUUAUGGUUGGAGACACUUUGGUCCUCACCUGUUCAGACAACACCACCUACGAUGGCAGGAUUAAAUUUGACUGGCAGUUCCAAAACAGCCAUAUCAGUAGGACUCACAACACUUAUUUGAGAAGGAGUGGGUCUAACAAGCUCGUUGUAAUGAGCAGUGAACUUAUUAUACCCAAUGUGACCAUGGAAGACAAUGGCAUUUACGCUUGCAGAGCAACAGUGAAUGGCUUGAAGAAGCUUGCUUCAGUCGAGGUCACUGUACUUGAGCAUCAGUCUCUCAGUAUGACUCAUGGAACACAUGAAGAUGUCAGCGGUGAAGAAGUGGCACCAGACAGAGAGUUGUGGUACAAGGCUGACUUCUCCACCCAUUCCCCUUUAUGCUAUGAGGAAAUGGAUCAUGACUUUAUCAUAAAGGAUAUGAAAGAAAAAAAUGCUGGAGUCUUUACUUUAGCUUUUACCAAUCAGAAGAAUGGGUUUCACAAGAACAUAAGCUGCAGAAUUUUUGCCAAAGGAAUGGUAUUAGAGCCACAGCUGCAUCCUCCCAGAGACACGCACCUGCAGCAUGCCGGAGGUUCCCUUAUACUCAUCUGCAGGGGGUCUACCCAAGUGCAGUGGAUGCUUGCAAGUAGAAAUCUAAGCUCAGAAGGGGUCCACAUUAAACCGUGUGAGCUAACUGCAAACUGCAGCAAGCUAGUGAUACACAACCUGAAGUACACUGAUACAGGAUACUAUACCUGCAGUCACACCAAUUCCAGAGAACAUGAGAGUUCCACAUAUGUAUUUGUCAAAGAUUAUUAUCAUCCAUUUCUGGAGACGUUCAGUGAAAAGUUCCUGUUUGCAUUCAGGAAUGACAAAACUCUGGAGAUUCCUUGCAGGACAACAUCUCCUAGUCAAAAUGUUACUUUGGAAACAAUUCCCCCAAUGAAAAACUCCCUUAAAGCACGCAUAUCAUGGGAUCCAAAAGUGGGUUUCAGGAUUCCACUGCGUCCUUAUAAGAACUACAACAUGAUCAUAUGUGCCACACAUGUGGAUGGAAGACUGUUCAAAUCAAACUUCAUCAUGUUGCGUCGUACCAAUUUUCUGAAUAAUGCACACAUUGCUCCCAAGCAUCCAAGAGUUGUAGCUGGAAACACACUGAUCCUUACCUGCUCAGCAGAUACCACAUUCAAUGGCAGAAUUGAUUUUAAUUGGAAAUUCGAACACAAACCUAUCAAUCGGACUCACUACAUACACAGGACAAGGAGUAACCCUAACACCACCAUUGUAAUGAACAGUGAAAUAGUUAUACCCAAUGUUACUCUAAAGGACAAAGGCAAUUAUAUUUGCACUGCAAAAAUUGGUGAAUCUAUGAAAAAUGCUUCAGUCACGGUCAUUGUACAUGAGCAUCCAUUCCUCAAUGUGACCCAUGGAACACAUAAGGUUGUUACUGUUGAAAAAGGUAAAAGAUGGGACUUUAAACCACAGGUCAAUGCUCUACCAGCACCAGACAAUGUAGUGUGGUACAAGGAUGGCUUCCCCAUCAACACAACCUUAUGCUAUGAAUUAAAAGGCUAUAAUCUCACAAUUAAGGAGGUGAAAGAGAAGGAUGCAGGGGUCUUUACCGUUGCUUUAUCCAACCAGGAGAGUGGACUCCACAGGAACAUCAGCUACACACUUCUGGUCAAUAUGAAACCCAGAAUAUCUGAGGAAGAGAUGGCUGUAGGCUCUCAGACUUACAGACUAGGCCAGGAGCACCAUCUUACCUGUACUGUCUAUGGAUUCCCAAAGCCAAAUAUUACAUGGUUGUGGCAGCCUUGUGACCCUGGUCACGAGCUCACAAAGUGCAAACUGUAUAAAAAUCCAAUACCUGUCAAGGACAGUAACAGAUUUUCAUAUCCGGGUAAUUUAAUUAAGGAUCUGUCCAAUAAGCCUAUGGAGAUAAAUGGCAGAAACAAGACAAUAAGUACUCUGGUUGUGGAGGCUAAAGUAUCCGGACUCUACAUUUGCAAAGCUAGCAAUAAGUAUGGAGAGAGGACAAUGACGACUCAUUUCUAUGUGAAUGAUCAGCUCCCGUCUUUUGAGGUCAUACCCUUGACAGCCUCUGAAGGAGAUGAUGUCACUCUGAUGUGCCGUGGCACAAGGUUUCUCUAUGAUAGCCUGAAAUGGUUUGAUUCACAGAAUCGCCUGGUUCAGUCUGACCGCUCGAUCGAGAUCAGUCCUUAUUCUGUCUCUCUUUCACUCAGACUGAUAAAUGUGUCUAGAAACCAUACAAAUGAUUACAUAUGCAAAGCAGUCAACAUCAACACCAAAAAAGAAGUCAAUACAACAUCUAAGUUAAUCAUUUAUGAGAGAAGAGUACCCUUGUUGAUACAGAACUUGACAAGUCAGGAAGUGAACAGUAGCAGCACUCUGACCCUGGCAUGUCUGGCCCAUGGUGUGCCACCUCCAUUAAUUACAUGGUACAAGGACAAAAUUCCCAUCACAGAAGGACCAGGAAUUACUCUGAAUGACAGUGGGGUCUUGAUCAUACAGAGGGUGAAGAAAGAGGAUGAGGGCAUGUAUGAGUGUCAGGCCAGUAAUGCUGAAGGUGUGGCAGCCUCUAGUGCGGUCAUAACUGUAUCGGGUGAUGAAGGCAAGCCGAAUAUUGAGGUGAUCAUCCUUGUGUGCACGGGAGCUGCAGCCACCUUUCUUUGGAUCAUGCUCAUUCUCUUCAUCCGCAAACUAAGAAAGCCAAGUUCAGCAGAUCUGAAGACAGGCUACCUGUCCAUCAUCAUGGAUCCUGAACAGAUGCCUCUUAAUGAACAGUGGGAUCAUUUACCCUAUGACAGCAGCAAAUGGGAGUUCCCUAGAGACCGUCUUCGACUGGGUAAAACACUGGGCCAUGGUGCGUUUGGAAAAGUUGUAGAGGCCUCUGCAUUUGGCAUAGACAAGCUCUCCACGUGUAAAACCGUUGCUGUUAAAAUGCUGAAAGGAGGAGCUACAAACAGUGAAUGCAGAGCUCUUAUGUCUGAACUGAAGAUACUUAUUCAUAUUGGCCACCAUCUCAAUGUUGUCAAUCUACUGGGAGCCUGCACUAAGCAAGGAGGCCCAUUGAUGAUUAUUGUGGAGUACUGCAAGUAUGGCAACCUUUCUAAUUACUUGCGGAGCAAGAGGGGAGACUUUGUGGUUUAUAAAUCUCAGGAUGGCAAAGCACUACUGCCUAGUUCAGGGUGUGAACUAAGUGAACUCCUGAAGCGGCGACUGGAGAGUGUGGCUAGCACGGGAAGCUCAGCCAGUUCAGGCUUUAUUGAAGAUAAGAGCUACUGCGACUCAGAAGAAGAAGAGGAAGAGACUGAAGACAUGUAUAAGAGAGUGUUGACACUAGAGGACUUAAUUUGCUACAGCUUUCAAGUAGCCAAAGGCAUGGAGUUUUUGGCUUCACGAAAAUGUAUUCACCGUGAUUUGGCAGCCCGGAACAUCCUUUUGUCUGAAAACAACGUUGUUAAGAUAUGUGAUUUUGGACUAGCCAGAGACGUGUAUAAAGACCCAGACUACGUUCGUAAAGGAGAUGCCAGACUUCCUCUUAAGUGGAUGGCACCAGAAGCCAUAUUUGACAAGAUCUAUACUACACAGAGUGAUGUUUGGUCCUUUGGAGUGCUAAUGUGGGAGAUCUUCUCUCUGGGAGCCUCUCCUUAUCCUGGUGUACAAAUUGAUGAGGAAUUCUGUUGCCGUUUGAAAGAAGGAACCAGAAUGCGACCACCUGAGUAUGCUUCCUCUGAAAUAUAUCAGACCAUGCUGGAUUGCUGGCAUGGUGAACCAGAGCAGAGGCCCACUUUUACAGAGCUAGUGGAAAGACUUGGAGACCUACUUCAAGCGAGUGUGCAGCAGGAGGGGAAACAUUACAUUCCUAUCAACACAGCACUACUGACAAAAGCAGAUCCGUCAAACGUAGACCCUGCAGAGGACAUGUCUCUUAGACCUGUCUCUCUCAGAGACUCAGGAAGCUCAUGGAACAUCAAGAUUCGUCCAGGCAGCAUCAAAACCUUUGAUGAAGUAACAAUAGAGAGUGGAACAAAUGAUAUGCAUGAGGGAGAGCAUUCAGACAGUGGCAUGGGUCUGUCUUCUGAUGAUCUGAAGAAGCUGAAGCAUUUGGAAUCCUUGGUUCAACCCUUAACUAUCAUGGCUCUGGCGAUGAAGACAAAGAGUAAAGAGUCUGUUUUGUCAGAGGGGGAGAAUGAGAAAUACCCACCACCCAUCCCUUCACUAGACUUCAGUCUGGAAGAUAACUCACUGGAUCCAGAGCUGGAAUGUCAUAGCCCUCCACCAGACUACAAUUAUGUUGUCCGCUAUUCCACACCACCUGUCUGAGUUUCCUGCUGCUACCCCAGAGCCAUUAGGACCGCCUUCUUAAGCCCUGGACUAUUACACUUUCUAUUUAUCUUUUUGAGCUUUUAGGAAGCUUUUUUAUCUGGAGACUUUGUUCACUGUUUUCAUUUUGACAUGUAUAUUGGUCAGUAGCUCGAGCACUGCAGUGUUUUGUACACCUUGGCAAACUUCUGUAUGAUCUCCAGUAUACAGUAAAACAUACAGUAAAUGUUGUCUCCUAAAAAAAAGCUGUUAAAACGUGUCACGCCAUACCACUGUGAUACAAGGUCUCCUCAGGUAUUUCUGUUAUCUACUGUGAACACCAAAAGCACAACAUAUAACAUUUUGUAUAACCCAAGAAAUUAACAGCGACCUUUUCAUUACUUUACACAUUUAAAAAAGUUUCAUUGACAGAAACUGGAAAGUAUUUUAUUUUACUUUUUAUGAGCUUUGUUUGAAGAAACAAUUAUCAAUGGACACAAAUAGGAGUUUUAUUACCUGAUACUUUAAACUAAAUUUUAAAGUGUAAUUAAUGUCUUUCUGCCCUUCAUUCACACCAAAUUUGUUCAGAUAUCACAGUUUUGUAUGCACAUUACUUUUUUUAACCUGCAUCCACAUAAUUAUUUAUACUAUUGCACUAAAUUGAUUAGUUUUACACUAUUAAUACCAACAUCAAUAUUUUCCAUUUCAUUGAUUUUAGCAUAACAGAACAUUUCAUAUUGAAAGUAAAUGUGAUGUGAACUCUGUAAGGCACAAUGCGUAUUGCAUGUACUUUUAUUAACCCCAAUUAGAAUGGUUUUGGGUGCAAUUUACUGAAUCAAGUAAAACUCGAAUGUUCUAAUUGCUUUUAUAAUAACAUAAAAUAAAUGCAAUAAAAUUA
Molecule: messenger RNA, 6316 nt
Organism: Silurus meridionalis
Lineage: Eukaryota; Metazoa; Chordata; Actinopteri; Siluriformes; Siluridae
Gene: kdrl
Product: kinase insert domain receptor like
Exons: 38
Coding region: 442-5439 (1665 amino acids)
Biological process (GO): multicellular organism development; positive regulation of kinase activity; cell surface receptor protein tyrosine kinase signaling pathway
Cellular component (GO): signaling receptor complex
Molecular function (GO): transmembrane receptor protein tyrosine kinase activity; ATP binding
Source: RefSeq, a predicted model, not a curated record